AUGUCUCAUCACUUUGUUGAUGAGAAAUCUGAACAAAGGUUCAAUGACAUGAAGAAUUUCAACACAAUUGUGGAGAGAAACGUGAAUGUCAGCAAUCUCAAGGAGCAAGGGAUAUGGGACAUCCUAGAACGUCUGAAUCUAGAAGAGACAGUUACCUAUGCAUGCCCUCACAGCAAAAUUCUGAUCAAAGAAUUUUAUGCAAACAUUACGAAGAAGAUAGUGAAGGGUGGAGAUCCAAUGUACCAUCGGGUGUACAUAAGAGGGAAGAUACUGCACUUUUCUCCAGCUGUAAUCAACAAGUUUUUGGGCUUGAAGAACUCAGUUGUGCCUAUCAUGGAUGAGCUGGACAGGGAGAUUGACCAGAAAGAGCUGGAAAUAGCUCUCACUGACACCUUUGAUGAAAAGAGGAAAGGAGAAAUAGCCCCAGUGGAGCUAAACUUUGAGGCUUCAGUACUGUUCAAAAUAGCCAGAGCUAACUGGUUACCAACCCAGCGAUCAAGUCUGAUCCACAAGAGGCUAGCAGUACUCAUCUUCUGUGUGAAGAAAGGGAUAAAAAUCAACUAUGGAAACAUGAUCUUCGAUCAUAUUCUGGAAAGAGCACUGAACUUCAGAGCAAGGUUCAGAUUACCUUAUCCCUGCCUAAUUCAGAGCAUCCUCACCAAGCAGUGCCCGGAACUCAUUGACCCAAAGGAAAACACUGAGGUAAUUCAGAAACCCUUGGUGGUUGAGACAAAAAUUAAAAGGAAAAAGGGGAAAGGAAAGAAUGACUGCAAGAAGAUGCUAGAGACCCUCAAAGAUGCAUAA
Molecule: messenger RNA, 804 nt
Organism: Tarenaya hassleriana
Lineage: Eukaryota; Viridiplantae; Streptophyta; Magnoliopsida; Brassicales; Cleomaceae
Exons: 1
Coding region: 1-804 (267 amino acids)
Source: RefSeq, a predicted model, not a curated record